Messenger RNA from Larimichthys crocea (large yellow croaker), 2007 nucleotides. It is a transcript of the gene cuedc2, whose product is annotated as CUE domain containing 2. NCBI's taxonomy places the organism in Eukaryota, Metazoa, Chordata, Actinopteri, Sciaenidae. The coding region runs from base 246 to 1100 and encodes 284 amino acids. The transcript is spliced from 9 exons. The record is from RefSeq and is a predicted model, not a curated record.
GAGGAAAUGACGUGCUAAUGUUUUGAAUCGUGCGGGCUAACGAGCAGCACGAAUAGAAAGCCUGUGAGCGCCGACACUGACCAGCUUCCCCCAGCCCUAAAACAUCUGGGGCAAACUUUGAGCUUCAUGUCUCUGUAACUUCUGCCUCCGGUUUGCAGUCACUGCUGCUCCUCAUCAUACCUGUCCUGGUCAGCUGCAGCGCUUCACCUUUAAGUAUUUCCUCUCCUGCGCAGUAAGAAAACGCAAUGGACCUCCACAAAAUCAUCCACAACGCUCUGCACGAGUUCAUCCAGACUUACAUCCCUGAUGCAGAUCUCAGCACACUGGAUGAUGUCCUCCUGUCUUACAUCACCGGAGUCCUGGAGGAUCUUGGCUCGCAGCAGAGUGUUGAGGAAAACUUUGACGUGGAGGUUUUUGCAGAGAUGUUGGAGGCUUACAUACCCGGCUUUGCUGAAAUUGAAAGUGUCAAAAUCUGUGAAAUGAUGUUCAACCUGGCUUCAAAACUAGCCACUGCUCGGACCUCAGCUGACAAAGAAGACGUGCCUAAGUCGAGAACAGAAGAGAUUUCAUUAAAACUUACGACUCUGCUUAGUGAACCUCCACCAGGAAGAGAAACACAGUGCCUUAAAACACAGACAGAGGGCGCCACUGCUAAGCCACCAGUGGCCAGUGAGUGGGAGGCCCAGGAGCAGCACCUGCUGGAGAUGUUUCCCAAGUGUAGUCUGUCCGAGGCUCGCAGCGCCCUGUCUAUUGCCAAAGGAGACAUGGAGGAAGCCGUGCGCCUCAUCAUAGAGGGUGAUGUCCAACUUAGCCCCAUUCCUCUUAAUGUCAACCAAGGGAAGAGUAUUUCCUCACAGGCGGACCAGAAACUUAAAGAGAGCAUCCUAGAGAAGUAUAUGCUGGUGGACAACGAGGAUGAUAACAAAACACACCGUCCUGUCGCCCCAAAAGAUGCUCCGAAGAAGCUAGUUCGGUACCACGGCAACCAAGUGGUAACCACAAAAGGAGAGCGAUACCAACUUGUCAAGAAAGACGAGGCAGAGGACAUGAAGAAGACGUAUGUCAACCUCAAGCCUGCACGAAAGUACAGAUUCCAUUGAUGACGAGCACAACACUGUGAGAGCAGCUACUGACGAUCUUGUUUACACCAUUUUAAUUUAUGGAGCUCAUUUAGCCUGACUUUUUCUUUCCCCAUGUGAAGGAAGAUAUUUGUUAUUGUGUCAGUGGCUUGUUUUGAAUUAUGGUUACCGUUAUAUGCCUUGGUUAAAACAUUAGCUUUUGAGCUUUAGUGAUAUUUUGGUGGGGAUGUUGUAACUGUUUUGUGUAACAGCCUAACCCAUCUACUUUUUUGCCAUCUCAGCAGGUCUGAUGUUGCACUGACAUUAUUGCCUUUUUUAUUUUUUUAGACAUCCUAAUUUUAUUAUUUUUUUCAUUUGUAUUUUCUUUAACUUUGUACUAUAUUUCAAUGGUCCUUUUAACUUUAACAAUGUAGAUUCAUAAUUAUGACAGAUGAAUCCAUUGUCAUUUCUGUAAAUAAGUUCUCGUGGUGCUGUAGAGUUUCUCCUGGACGUUAUCAAUCUCAACUGCUUUUUUUUUAUGUAGAUAUUAAGUCAUAAGUCACAACGCCAAUUUUAUUUGAAGUUCUAUUUUUACAUCAUGCAAAGGAUGCAGUGCUGUGAAAACGUUCGGUCCAGCCUUCUGUUUUAGGUAAUUUGUCUUGGGACAUAUAGGUUUUUUAAAAUGAAAAUGUGUACAGCAGGUAACCACAUCAGUCCUCACCUAAUAAUAGAUACCUAUGGUAGAUGCAACAGAUGUACAGUUUAUAGUAGUUGUGAAAGACUAGACUAUAGUGUGUACAGUACUAAAUCUAUCAUGUGAGCUCUGUAGGUCAUCUGAGCUUUCUGGGUAACUUUGCUGAACAGCUCAUUUCUUAGUCCAUGUUCCAUUUUUGAGCAAAACACUUCAGAUAACGUAUGAUAAUAAAGUUAUAUACUUUUGAAGCAACCA